Molecule: messenger RNA, 1791 nt
Organism: Trichoplusia ni (cabbage looper)
Lineage: Eukaryota; Metazoa; Arthropoda; Insecta; Lepidoptera; Noctuidae
Gene: Grasp65
Product: Golgi reassembly-stacking protein 2
Exons: 5
Coding region: 139-1470 (443 amino acids)
Biological process (GO): Golgi organization
Cellular component (GO): Golgi apparatus
Molecular function (GO): protein binding
Source: RefSeq, a predicted model, not a curated record
UGUAUGCCACGUAAUAGAAAUGUCAAUGCCAAAAUUGUUGCGGUUGUAAAGGUUUUUAAUUCAACAAAAAAGACAAUAUUAAUACAAUAUAAUAUUAGAUAGCCGCUAUAAGGCAUUUGUAUAUUUUUACCAUUUCCAAUGGGUUCCUCCCACAGUACUGAAGUGCCAGGAGGCGGCUCUGAAGGAUAUCAUGUUUUACGGGUCCAAGACGGGUCUCCAGGUCAAAAAGCAAACCUUGAAGCAUUUUUCGACUUUAUCGUAGCUAUAGAAAACAUUAGACUGGACCAGGAUAAUGACACCCUAAAGGAACUGUUAAAAAAUAAUGUUGAAAAAACAAUAAAAAUGUUAGUUUACAGUAGUAAAACUCAAACUGUGAGGGAAGUAAUGAUUGCUCCUAGUGCAAACUGGGGUGGUCAGGGUUUACUUGGUGUUAGCAUCAGAUUUUGUUCCUUUGAAGGAGCUAAUGAAAAUGUUUGGCAUGUGUUGGAAGUUCAUCCAUCAUCACCUGCAGAAUUAGCUGGUCUAAGGCCAUUUUCCGAUUACAUAAUAGGAGCAGACUCUAUUAUGCAUGAGAGUGAAGAUCUAUUUACAUUGAUUGAGGCCCAUGAAGGCAGAGCUCUGAAGCUUUAUGUGUAUAAUGUAAAUGAUGAUACUUGCCGUGAAGUGCAUAUUACACCAAAUCACAAUUGGGGUGGUGAAGGUAGUCUUGGAUGUGGAAUAGGCUAUGGGUACUUGCAUAGAAUUCCAAUAAGAAGUGCCCAAACUUUGCCAGCUCAGCAAGCAUAUAAGGCACAAACAGUAAACACUCCACAGAACUUAGUAGCUGGUGUUCAGAAUAUGAACAUAAAUGAUGAGACUCCAUUGAUGAAUGCACCACAACCAUCACCACAAGUGGAGUACCCUGUAACUACACCACCACCAUUCCUGUCAGGUGUUCCAAUGGUAAAUCCAGGAUCCUAUGUUCCUGGUACUAAUGCUGGCAGCCCUGUUAUGCCUCAGCAGCCACAAGCACAGCAAAUAAUCUCAUCACAGCAACCUACGUCUCAAACACAAUCUGUGGUAUCUAAUAUGGCAGCCUAUUCAAGCAACUUAGCAGAUGCAACAUUGACUAAUUUGGGAAGCAUACCCUCUGUAUCUAAUAUGCAACCUCCAGCUCCAUUGCCCAAUUUACCUGGUAUUCCUAUGAAUCAACCACAGCCCUACAUACCGAUGAUGCAGAACUACACGGCAUCUCAAGUACCUACUCCAGCAUAUACUCAGAGUGCACCAAACUUAGUUCCAACUUUCGAUAUGAAUAACUUUGCCCAGGCGCCCAUCCUCCCGCCGCCUUUGUCUACGGGACUUCCAGUGGUCACGCCUGUCUCACUGCCAGGGAUGCCGUCUAUAACAGUAAGUGCCACUCUCCCUGUCUCGACCAUGCAAGAAAUACACCAACAACAGUCACAGCAACACCAAGAUUUAUUAUCGUGAAAUGAUAAAAUUGUUUUAUUGUAUGCCUAUUUAAUAUUGUUAAGCGGAGACAUCUCUUAUUGGCCCAAAUUUAUGUUAGUUUAUUUUAAAUUUUAUGUUGUAAUCAUGCACCUGGAAGGCAGGUUAAAUGAUUUUAGCAUUGUAUUAUAAAAUAAUAUAAUUUCCAAUUAAUGUAACUUUAUCAUAAACAAGUGCAAAUGUUGAAGAAGUGUACCAAAAACUAGGUACUUGACAAAUACACUUUAAGUUUCAUCUUUGUUCUGCUUUCAAGUUAUUUAUGAGUGAUUCUUAAAAAUGAUAAUGUAAAAGAUAAACAAUAAA